AUGUCCGUCUCCUACGAUACCGAUGCCACCCUGGAUGACGCGACCUGGGUGGCCGUCCUGUUGAGCGAACGAGACGUUGCCGGCCAGAUCCCGAUCAACUUCGUCACCAACCCCGGCGUAUCACUGUCCUCCGCGUGCUUUGGGAGCGGUCUCUACGCUCGAGAAAAUGGCGCAGAAUGCAUUUCCAAUCUUCUCGCCGUCGGCUUUCGUCGACUUGUCCUGGAUCUGUACUGGUCCGUGGAACGCCGGACAUGGACCUUCUGCCCUGUCACUAUCCCCGCCAGGGCGGACGUCAUGGUCUCGGAGGUGACGACAACUACUGAGGGUCCUUCGGCGACAUCGACAUUGACAUCAAUUAGAUCUGCUUCGACUACCACAGACGCGGAGCCAGGAACCAUCACUGGGUAUUCGGAUUCCCACGGGGAUACGGUCUAUGAACUCGGCCCGUACAGGUGCACCGAUAACUUGGACAUUGUCAGCUUAUCGGAGGUGUUGGUCGGAUACUUCGAAGACACAAAGUCCGACCUUCUCGUCUACACCAAUUUCCUCGUGUUGAAUCUCCAUGUGGCUGCCAGUGAUUCCACGCCGACAAAACCAGCCGCUGCCGUAACGGGUGCUGACUUGCCCAGAUCAAGAUCAGAGCGAGUUGGUGCAUUACUCAAUGAUUAUUUGCGCGACUACCUGUACAGCCCAGCCCAGCUUGCUGAGGACCGAAGCAACCUGAACGAAUCUUGGUAUGAAGUGGAGGAAAGCUAUAUGCCGAUCACCGAAUACUACACCAUCCACGAAGACGAAACGGGCCAGCAGAGUACGCCUGAUGGAUGGCCAUCGGCCAAAUAUAUUCAGCUCGCAAAGUCGGAUCGGAUUCUCAUUGAGUAUGGAUCGGUAGAUCCCCAGCUGGCCGACUACGACUUGACCGAGGACGAAGAUGCGAUCUUUCCUCCGGGCUAUAUGAACUCUGCGAUUAAAGUGUCUGCUACAUCAGAUGGCAAUUUGACAUCUGGCUGCGUUUACAAUCCCGAAGCAACUGCGGUAUCCCAAGCCAACACGUCCUGGGCUGUAUCCAGUCAGAUCCCCGUUCCAGAGGGACUUUCCGUGGACAGCACUAUGGGCUCAAUAACCAAUGUGAUUUCCGACAUUACAGCUUGCGGUAUAUCACCAAUGCUCAAUACUACUCUUUUUGGUAAAACUGCCGAUGACGAUGUCUCCCAUUAUCGCAACGUUUCUCUUUCAACGGGAUGGGCUUGGGCGGUUGGCGAGCCUGCCGGUGCGGCCACCGGGGGUGGUACCAGUGACCAGCCCGAAUUCAACCGCUGCGCCAUCAUGGAUCUCUCAUUGCAAGGCCACUGGCGUGCCACCAACUGCAGCGAGGAGCGCCGUGCCGCCUGCCGAGUAGGCAAUUCGCCUUUCUCUUGGGCUUUGUCGAACUACACUGUUGAAUUUGACGACGUCGGAAAUGGCUGUCCAUCCGGCUCCUCUUUUGCGGUCCCGCGCACCGGGUUGGAAAACCACUACCUCUAUGAAUACCUCCUCACUCAAGACCAAUCUGUCAUUGACCCGGCGUCAACCAACCUCUCCCGCCGCGAAGUGUACAUCAACUUCAAUUCCAUGGAUAUUACCUCCUGCUGGGUCUCUGGUGGACCGGGGGCCACCUGCCCCUAUGCGGCAAAUCCGCAACAGCUGGAACGCAAAACCGUGCUUGUUGCGGUUGUAGCUGGUAUUGUCAUCUUGAUUCUUACUGCAUUGACCAUAUUUGUCAAGUGCAAUGCCAAUCGGCGCAACUCACGGCGCCGCAAGCGUGUCAUCGAGGGCUGGGAGUACGAAGGUGUCCCCUCCUGA
Molecule: messenger RNA, 1839 nt
Organism: Penicillium argentinense
Lineage: Eukaryota; Fungi; Ascomycota; Eurotiomycetes; Eurotiales; Aspergillaceae
Product: Lectin C-type domain protein
Exons: 2
Coding region: 1-1839 (612 amino acids)
Source: RefSeq, a predicted model, not a curated record